Mugil cephalus (flathead mullet) is the source of this 1384-nucleotide messenger RNA. RefSeq names its product potassium channel, subfamily K, member 7 (gene kcnk7). Bases 27 to 1046 code for a protein of 339 amino acids. NCBI's taxonomy places the organism in Eukaryota, Metazoa, Chordata, Actinopteri, Mugiliformes, Mugilidae. Gene Ontology annotation, cellular component: membrane. The transcript has 3 exons. Gene Ontology annotation, molecular function: potassium ion leak channel activity. The record is from RefSeq and is a predicted model, not a curated record. Gene Ontology annotation, biological process: potassium ion transmembrane transport; stabilization of membrane potential.
AGCGGCAGCAGCAUCGUUGUCCGACAAUGUCUCGGCUCGUGAGCUCCCUGGGCGUCUUCCUCCAGGUGAACGCCUUCGCCUGCCUCACCCUCUCCUACCUGCUCUACGUCCUGCUGGGAGGCCUGGUGUUCACCUUGGUGGAGAGGCCGGUGGAGGAGGAGCUGAGGGCGGAGGUGGAGGAGCUGCAUCGCGCCUUCCUGCGGGAGAACCCUUGCGUUGAAGAGGGCCGGCUGGGGGAGCUGCUGGGUAGAGCUCUGUGGGCGCAGGACAGCGACGUGGCCGUCCUGAACGACGAGGCGGACGAGACGGGCUCGGACUUCACGUCCUCGCUCUACUUUGUCAUCGUCACUCUCACCACCAUCGGCUCUGACACUUACACCCCCAAAUCAGAUGAGGCCAAACUGUUCUGUAUCUUCUACUGCACCCUGGGGAUCCCCUUCACCAUGUUCCUCCUCACCCUCCUCUCCAGGCUCCUCCUCCCUGUCGUCACCCACGCCCCCCUCUACCACCUACGCUAUCUCUGGGGGCUGCCCCACCCUCACGCCGCCCUCGUCCACAGCCUGUCCCUCUUUGUGCUCGUCGUCCUCGUCCUCUUCGUCCUCCCCGCCCUCCUGGUGUCCGUGGUGGUGGAGCCAGACUGGAGCUUCCUGGACGCUCUGUUCUUCUGCUUCGUCACUCUGAGCACCGUGGGCCAGGGAGGAAGCUCUCUGGGGAGGAGCUGGGGGCCGACGGCCAAGGAGACACUCAAACUCCUCACCACAUGUUACCUUGUCGUGGGCCUGGUGGCGAUCGUCGUCUUUAAGGACACUCUGCUGCAGGUUCCCCAGGUUCUGGCAGCCAUGAGGCUCUUCUCCGGUCCACACUACACAGACCUGGAAGGUUUCCACCUCGGUGAAAUGACACUGAGUAACGACGGCUGUGAGGGGCAGCCUGAGUACUCCCAGUCCGUCUGUACCAUCUCCUCCACGCCACUGGAGCUCAAGAGCCCCUGUUCAGACCUUCCCAGAGACGGAGUCCUUGCUACUAAAACCACCUCAUGUUCAUAACUGCACAUAUAAGGCUCCUUCAGCUUCUGAUUCAGUUUCCUUUUAUGUCCAUGUACACUUGGUGGACUCUCCUUCAGUCACAUUUCAGAUAGAAGCUGCAGUUCAUAGAGAAAUUAAAUAACAAUGAUUGACAGUGCUGCCUGUUUUUAUACAGUCUAUGCAUUAUCUGCAACACGUAGUCAUUUUGUUUUCCGGUUCAUUUUCACACCACUGUCACACCAUUUUCACAUAUAACACAAACAAGAAACAACAAUCUGUGUGCAAAUCCCUCAGACAGGAACUGUAAAAGACGAAAUAAAACCCUUAAUUUAUCAUGACAUAAUCAAUUUCACACACAA